Messenger RNA from Dromaius novaehollandiae (emu), 5019 nucleotides. RefSeq names its product solute carrier family 25 member 31 (gene SLC25A31). Gene Ontology annotation, biological process: mitochondrial ATP transmembrane transport; mitochondrial ADP transmembrane transport. The coding region runs from base 3671 to 4615 and encodes 314 amino acids. Gene Ontology annotation, molecular function: ATP:ADP antiporter activity. Lineage: Eukaryota; Metazoa; Chordata; Aves; Casuariiformes; Dromaiidae. Gene Ontology annotation, cellular component: mitochondrial inner membrane. The record is from RefSeq and is a predicted model, not a curated record. The transcript has 6 exons.
AGCUUACCUGCAAAUUGCUGAAAGGUUUGUAUCUACAGACUAGGUGUUCCUAAAGCUUUUUUACUAGGGGUGUGUAAUGUGUAAUGUACGAUUUUGGAUCUUUGGAUCAUUUUAAUAUGGCCAUCUGCACAGCACGUCAUCACAUUCCAUGUCAACAGUUCAGUUGGUUUUUUUUUUCUCCUUCUUCUAUUUGUUUUCCAUAAGUGAUUAUCAUCAAGUUCAUGACUAAAGACACAUUUAGAGCAAUGGGAUCAAAAAAUUAAGUAUUUAGGAAAGUAAAUUCAGUUAUGUAGGCUCCCAUGAUCAAAUCCUGAAAUCUUGUUUUCACUAGGAAAUCAUACCAGUUAGAGUAUUUCUAAAAUAGUCAACCAAAUGCCUAUAACUGUUAACUCUAAGUGAUUCCCAGCUUGGCUUUAGGUAAUUAACAGUCGGUUUAGUUUCAGGCAGUAGAAGUCUUGGUCCUGAAGUUUAAGCACAUGCUAAAGGUUUUGUUAUAUUAGUCUUCCCUGGAAUUCCUGGUGCCUUGAUGACAAAUAAUCCUAAUAUUUCAGUUUGAAACAUACAGAACUGAGUUACUUCACUAUAGUGUUUUGUAUCUGAGUUCCUCAUCUACAAAUUGAUGAAGUGAUGUGAGGUUUAUACUGCUUGAAAAAUAAGGAUAUGUAAUAGGAUGGAUGAUACUUGAAAGAACUUUUAGAAAUUCUAAAAUGCAGAGGUUUUGAACACAGAAUGGUCUUUUUGUAGCUGGAAGAAGAAACAGAAAAGAAAGCAGUCUUUGCUGCACUGUUUUUAGCAGGCUUAACAGCUUUUACAGAACCUGUAUGUGUGUUUGUGCACAUAGGUGUGUAUCUGUAUUGAAAAGUGUCAUUUUGCUGAUGUUUGUCUCUUGCUUCUAUCUUUUAAAGGUUGGGCUAUAUGGUUUGACUCGUAAGACGCUUUAAAAAGACAGCAUGUUCAGACAGGUAACUUCCAUCUAGAUUCUUGUGCUUAGUCAGACUGUCGGCUGACUUCAGUUCUUCGAAACUUUCCAGUAAAUGGCAGACACUUGGCACAGAGACUUAUGCUUAGGUAAUCUUGCUAACUUACCAGAAGACUAUCCUCUUUUUUUUGCUAGGUUACGUUGCUGCCUCUGUAGUGGGUUAAACUCAGAUGACUUGCUAUUGGGCCAAACACAUAACUAAGCCAAUGCAGAAAAAAAUGUGUGAAUAUGUAGAUGUGUGUGGAGAAAAGAGGAAGAACUGAAGGAGUGGGACUCAUUCAAAAGCAGUCAACUAUUAUUUAGAUUGGCUUGCUCCUUCACAAGGAACUUCACAAGCUUCUGAGUAUAGCCCAAAGACUCCCCUCUGAAUAGUGUGCACUUUAAACAGAAUUUGUUGACUCAAAGCAGUGUAGUACAACAAUAAAACAUGGUGCAAAAUUAGCAUUAACCUUGUUGAUACUACACUUUAGGAGACUUUUACUGGUUAUUUUGUUAGUUAUCUGAGUGUAGAUUAGAUUUUGUAGAUGUUAAAGAGCAUAUUUAAAAAGAGCCCCAAAGGAUGAAAGGAUAUAUUUUCCUAUAGAAGGCAGAUUUUUACCCGAUAUCUUUGAUACAAAUCUUUUAGCUUUGUAACUUUUAGCAAGAUUAUAGCUGUGAAUCAUGGUGUAUAGACUUAACACUAAAAGGAAAAGAUAUGGAGAACAGCUACUAAGGGAGCUGAAACUUCAGUGUUAGGGCUCAAAAGAAACAUUUAUUUUGCCUUUAAAUGAUUGCUUAUAAAAAUUUUAAAAAGCAAGGGAAAGGGUAUGAAGUAGCAGUGUUAAAAUGACUAAAUUCAUGGGUAUGUAAGACAAGCAUUUAAAAACAUCAGCAAUUAAAAUAUUUGACUCAACAAAUAUGGUGCUUCAUGCCUUCAUUAGUCACAGUCAGGAGACUGAGGGGGAGCAAUAAAUUAAACAAAACAAAACAAAAAAAGCUUGAUAACAGCAAACCAAGAAGGUAUUCUUCUGACCAGUCAUGGAAUGGGAAUAAAUUACAUGAUUAAUAUUCAUUUGUUUAUUAUACAUAAUGUUAACUCAUACUAGUUCAGUAUGACCAGGAAGUAUUCUGGAUUAUGCCACUUGCUUACCUAAUUUCUUUUUUAUUUUGUGGGUCUUUGUAGUGGGAGCUGGGAAUGAUACCACAAUCCACAGGAAUUCCUGGAAAGUUCAUUAAGCUUCUGGAAGGCUUGUUGACUGAAGUUUAGGGGUGCAGGCUCCUGGGGAAGAAGACCUGGCAAUCUUUCUUCCAUUGUGUUUAAUAUAAAGUUAUCUGCUAGCGUGUGUAAGCACUGAAUCAUUCACUCCUGUGUUUUACCUUCUGGUUCCCAAGUGCAGUCUGCUCCUUCCCUGCUGGGUAAGUCUGAGUUUCCGCUUGGGACAUCUGUGGGUCUCUGUAUACCGAUUUUCCUGUUACACUGCAGUCAGGCCUUCUUACCUCACAGGUCCUCUAUGUGGAAGACUGGAAAAAGAUAAGAGCAAGUUAAACAAUCCUCUUACAUUUUAACUCUUCCUCUUUCUUGAUCAAAAAGAGUAUUCAGCAUCUUUUUUCAUCAUUAGAGAAGCAGGUAAGGAGGGAAGAGAAAGAGCAACUCACGACCUAAUUGCUGUUCUCAAAGUACCAGCAUGAGGGUCAGUGAUGAGGGAAUGACUGUAUUUCACCAAACUUCUAUACUGUACAGUUUUAUUCUCCACCAUCCAUAAAUCUCAUUAUUUUUGCUUAUUUUUAUCUCUGCUCCACCACUUACAUGCUCUGUUUGACACUGAUCCUCUCAAAAUUGUACACUAACAUUUAAAACUAUUUUAUCUGAAAGUUAUCUGGGCAUGCAAGAGAAAUCAAGCAGCAGCAGGUAGCAGAAGCGUAACAAAUACAUUACUAUUCUGAACCUCCAUCUGGGUGCUGUGGCAAACCCCCAGUUUCAGUUGGCAGACAGGACUGCUUUCUCUUGAACUAUUUUAGCGUUUACACUGACUUGGGCAUGACAUGUAAAGCAGGUGAUCAAGUACAUCAGUGGUGCUAUAAUCAUGGCAUGUAACACAUUAACUGGUGUGGGGUUUUUUAUCUUAAAAAAAGUUUGUGCAGUAUUGUCAGCUGAUCAUCAAAUUGCCAGUAAUUACCUGUUUGGGAUAUCUUUUGGUUAACUUUCUGCCCUAUAGAUCACUGCGUGGUGGCAGUUAAGGUUCUGCAUUCCACAGAAUAUUGAGUAUUUCAUAGAAAUUGGGACUAGGGAUGCCCAGAAGCCCAAAUAACGUCGCAUGACCUCACAACACCAAGCUCCUGUGGCAUUAAGUAACGCCGUGAGGCUCUUGUCUCUUUAACUGCCUCCUAACCGAGUAGUUGAAGGUCGCUCCUCCACCCGCCCGCGAGCGCCAGGGCUUCCCCAGCCCCGAGCCGUUAAUGGCGGCGGGGGUGGGGGCUGCUCAGCCCGUGUAAACCGCCGCAAGAAACGCAGGCCCGCGUUAAACGGUCGUAAAGUUUCCUGGCAAAAGACAGAGUAGGGUGUCUUUUCGGGCUAAAAACAAAGAAAUAAACCGAGAAAAAGACCGCCCCGCGGAGGCGGAGCCGUUAGGCAGCGCGGGGAGGGGGGGGGGCGCCCGUGUGGCGGUGGGGCGGGCGGCACGCGGCAGCGGCGGUUGGGCGUGGGCGCGCGCCAUGGUGGCCCAGCGGGACGAGCGGGUUUUCGACCCCGUCUCCUUCGGGAAGGACCUGCUGGUCGGCGGCGUGGCGGCUGCCAUCUCCAAGACGGCCGUGGCGCCCAUCGAGCGGGUGAAGCUGCUGCUGCAGGUGCAGGCCUCGUCCAAGCAGAUCCGGGCGGACCAGCAGUACAAAGGCAUGAUCGACUGCCUCGUGCGCAUCCCACGGGAGCAGGGAUUUUUCAGCUUCUGGCGUGGCAAUUUUGCAAAUGUGAUACGGUAUUUUCCAACACAAGCUCUAAACUUUGCUUUUAAGGACAAAUACAAACAGAUUUUCAUGUCCAGAGUGGAUAGAGAGAAACAGUUCUGGAAAUGGUUUUUGGCAAACCUGGCUUCUGGUGGAGCAGCAGGAGCAACAUCCUUGUGUGUAGUGUACCCAUUAGACUUUGCACGAACCCGGUUAGCUGCUGACAUUGGGAAAGGUGCUGCUGAGCGACAAUUCCAGGGACUUGGUGACUGUAUUAUUAAAGUUGCAAAGACAGAUGGGAUUUCUGGCCUGUACCAGGGUUUUGGCGUUUCAGUACAGGGAAUCAUCGUGUACCGAGCCUCUUAUUUUGGAUGUUACGACACCAUUAAGGGAUUAUUGCCAAAUCCAAAACAAAUCCCAUUCAUUUUCUCCUUUUUCAUUGCCCAAGUUGUGACUACGUUCUCAGGAAUACUGUCUUAUCCCUUUGACACUGUCAGGAGACGCAUGAUGAUGCAGAGUGGGGAGACUGAACGUCAAUAUAAAGGAACCAUUGACUGCUUUCUGAAAAUAUACCAGCGAGAGGGGCUUAAUGCUUUUUUUCAUGGAGCAUUCUCCAACAUCCUUCGUGGAACAGGAGGAGCCUUGGUGUUAGUUCUUUAUGACAAAAUUAAGGAAGUUUUAAAUCUUGAUACUUCAGGAAGUUCAGGAUCUGAUUAAAAUAGUGAAUGAACAUCUAUUUUGUUUGUACAAUGUGCAUGAUAGGCUUCUCAUUGUUUGGAUAGCAUGUUUUUAGUUUAAACGUUACACAACUCAUUGUAAAAUCAUUUAGAUGCUUCUAUGAAUAAGCAUGUACUAAAAUACUUUAUUUUGAGGGAACUACAGAGCACUGUUUUCAUUCAAGAAAUUAAUUCAAGAAAAUACUUACCAUGUUUAACAUUCUGAAUGUUUCCAUUUUAUUGAUGCUAAAUGUUACAUAUCUUGAAUUUUAAAGUACAGCAUGUACUUGAAUAUAUUUUUCUAACAGCAGCUUACCUAGCCUGUCAGCAAAUCCCAUUGUAAGUAUGUCCACACAUUAGCUUGCCCUGGUUUUUACAUAAACUACAAUAAAAAGGAAAACCUGA